Cheilinus undulatus (humphead wrasse) is the source of this 4290-nucleotide messenger RNA. It is a transcript of the gene tp53bp2a, whose product is annotated as tumor protein p53 binding protein, 2a. The transcript is spliced from 21 exons. The record is from RefSeq and is a predicted model, not a curated record. Lineage: Eukaryota; Metazoa; Chordata; Actinopteri; Labriformes; Labridae. Gene Ontology annotation, cellular component: nucleus. The coding region runs from base 237 to 3671 and encodes 1144 amino acids. Gene Ontology annotation, biological process: regulation of apoptotic process; signal transduction. Gene Ontology annotation, molecular function: p53 binding.
CUGGAAUGAGUUUCCUCCCGAUACGUCACUCUGGGAUAGGCUGCGAGCUACCGACCAACGCCGUCAGUCAACGGGGUUUCGGGCUGGUUACCUCCGCGUCUACGGAACGGGACCCCCAGGCAGGAGAAAGUAGCCUUGCCCAUCGCGGGUUUAAGGCUCUGGGAUUAAAGUGAUCGCCAGUCCCACAGCUUUCGUCGAAACUGCCAGUGGGGAUUCAUGCUGUGUUGGUUAGCUAAAUGCGGUACGAAGCUAAAAUGAUGCCGAUGUUCCUGACAGUGUACCUCAGUAACAAUGACCAGCAUUUUACUGAGGUCCCCGUUACCCCGGAGACCCUGUGCCGUGACGUGGUGGAGUUGUGCAAGGAGCCGGGGGAGACGGACUGCCACCUAUCUGAGAUGUGGCGUGGAUCUGAGCGAGCUGUAGGUGAUGGGGAGAGGAUGCUGGAUGUUCUCCAGCGUUGGGGACAGCACAGGGCAGAGGUGCGCUUCUUUCUGCGUCACAACCGAGCCCCCAGCAGGGAUUCAGGGGGGUCAAGAGGCUCAGAGCCGAAGAGAAAUGGAGUAAAAGGUCCCCCAGAUAGAAGAAUGGAAAAUGGGGUGGCGACCCCCCGCAUGGACAUGACAUUGGCUGAACUACAGGAGAUGGCUGCCAGACAGCAGCAACAGAUUGAAGCUCAACAACAGCUCCUCGCUUCCAAGGAGCAGCGGCUACGCUACUUGAAGCAGCAGGAGCAGCGUCAGCAGCAGCAGGCCUCUGAGCAGGAGAAACUGCAGCGUCUUCGAGAGAACAUUGAGAACCAGGAAGCUCGGCUCAAGAAGGUCAGGGCCCUCAAGGGUCAGGUGGAGCAGAAGCGCCUUAGCAAUGGCAAACUGGUGGAGGAGAUAGAGCAGAUGAACAACCUGUUCCAGCAGAAACAGAGAGAGCUAGUGAUGGCUGCAUCCAAAGUGGAGGAGCUCAGCCGACAGCUUGAGCUACUUAAAAAUGGCAAAAUGGACAAUUUCCAUGAUAACCAGAGCUCUGUGGCAGAAUUAGACCGUCUCUACAAGGAGCUGCAGCUAAGAAACAAGCUCAACCAGGACCAGAACUCAAAGUUACAGCAGCAGAGAGAGACUCUGAACAAGCGUAACCUUGAGGUGGCUUCCAUGGACAAACGCAUCAGUGAGCUCAGAGAUCGGCUGUGGAAGAAGAAGGCAGCACUGCAGCAAAAAGAGAACUUGCCUCCUCAGAUGCCCUGGCAUGCAGAGCUCACCCAUGCCGAUAAUGGCUAUCCUGGUAAAGAGAGGGCUUCAAAAGACACUCAUCUUCAGGUGCCCUCUGAUGGCCAAGCCGGACAGCAAUCAGGUCCAUCUCGCGUGGCGGCAGUUGGCCCGUAUAUCCAGUCAUCCACGAUGCCCCGGGGACCAGUGAGGCACGAGCUGCUUGUCAAACCAGCUUACCCAGACGGCACUGCCACCCUACCAUCCCACGACCCGCAGAGCAAAGCUGGCACAGGUCUUCAGCCAUCCAAGAUGGCAGACUGGGGCUCUUUAGGACCAGAGUCCAACACCAACGGUCAUGGUCCAGCUUCAACACUGCCACGAAUGACCUCCCACUCUAACUCUAACACAGAACAAGAUGAUGCAGAACUAAAGAGGGACAGGAAGGUGCGUCCAUUCUCCAUGUUUGAGCCAAUGGAGACUCCCGUCUCCUCCCUACGUAAAAACCAGAGCAGUGAUGACCUGGUCAGGGAUGCUCAGUCUGCUCCCAAGGCUCCAAUCAAGGUGCCUCCUCCUGUCCCCACCAAACCCAAAGGCCCUGGAGUCCUGCCAUACAGCAAACAAGGCCUGAACACAGGCACCUUCCCUAAAGCGAAGCCCCACAGUCAGCAGCCCCAAGCUACCCAAGGCCGUAAUACUCUCCCUCCCUCACAAAGCCAGACACUCCCCCUACCCUCCAAACAGGACACUCCACCUGCAGCAACGGUACGGCCUUUCACCCCAGAGCUGCCCUCCUCCAAGGACACCAGCCUGAGUAAACCCCAGACCUUAGCGGCCAGCUCCAUCUACUCCAUGUACACUCAGCAGCCGGGCUCAGGGAAGCCUUUCCAGCCAGGUGUUCAGGGAGCUCUGAACAGGUCUCAGACCCGUAACAAUGGAUUUGUCAGUGUGUACGGUAAACCAGUGAUCCCUAGUGGAGGCACACCACAUCCAGAGAACCCUUACCUGGACCGCCGCUCCCCUGCCCCUGAAACUGAAGUAGACCACAGUGGAGGGAACUACACUGGUCCCAGCCCAUCUGACGGCCCACAACCAGAAACUGAACGCAUCCCCCGGCCCCUUAGCCCCACCAAGUUGCUCCCCUUCAUUUCCAACCCCUACAGGCACCAGAGUGACGGUGACUUGGAAGCCCUGAGAAAGAAGCUCUACAAUGCCCCGAGACCCCUGAAAAAGCGAAGCUCAAUCACUGAACCAGAGGGUCCUGCAGGGCCCAACAUCCAGAAACUCCUCUACCAGAAGACCACUCUGGCAGCUAUGGAGACCACUGUGACUACACCAACCACUCCCACUUUUGCUGGUGAAGCUGAGAAGGCAGCAGAAGGGUCUGUCCCCACUGUUCUGAGUGGUACAGAGACCCACCAAUCAGAGACAGGACAGGCUGUUGAGGGAGGUCAGCUCCCGUCUCACAUCCCAGGUGCUAACACUCACGUUCCAGCCCCUCCUGAACCGACCAAACCAGUUUCAUCCACCUUAGAGAGCGAGGACAUUAUCCCCCCUCCUCCACCAUCUCACCCAGCCCCCAGGCCAGAUGAUGCUCUUUACCUGCCACCACCCCCCGCUGGCUUGGAUGACACAAUGCCCAACCUGCCUCCUCCACCUCCAGAUGGAUUCCUGGAGGAGUUCCCCCCCUACCCACCACCACCAUACCCCAGUGGGGCUGAGCAGGACAGCUUGGGAGAGGACACCUUUAACAUGAAGGCACCUGAGGUCACCGGCCAGGUCACUCUACCACCGGGAAAGAGGACCAACUUACGCAAGCCUGGCUCUGAGCGUAUCGAUCACAGCAUGAGAGUGAAGUUUAACCCUCUGGCUCUGCUGUUGGACUCGUCUCUGGAGGGAGAGUUCGACCUGGUCCAGAGAAUCAUUUAUGAAGUGGAGGAUCCUAGUCAACCAAAUGAUGAAGGAAUCACUGCUCUACACAACGCUGUCUGUGCUGGACACACUGAGAUUGUCAAGUUUCUGGUUCAGUUUGGUGUCAAUGUCAAUGCUGCUGACAGCGACGGCUGGACACCUCUCCAUUGUGCUGCAUCCUGCAACAACGUGCAAGUUUGCAAGUUCCUCGUGGAGUCUGGUGCAGCUGUGUUUGCCAUGACUUACAGCGACAUGCAAACAGCAGCUGAUAAAUGUGAAGAGAUGGAGGAGGGAUACACUCAAUGCUCUCAAUUCCUCUAUGGUGUUCAAGAGAAGAUGGGCAUCAUGAACAGGGGUGUGGUCUAUGGUCUAUGGGACUAUAACAGUGAAAACCCAGACGAGCUUUCGUUCCGUGAAGGAGACUGCAUGACGAUCCUCCGCAGAGAAGACGAGGACGAAAUCGAAUGGUGGUGGGCACGCAUGGGUGACACUGAAGGUUACAUUCCUCGCAACCUCCUUGGGCUCUACCCGAGGAUAAAGCCGAGACAGAGAACGCUGGCUUGAAAUACAAAGACCCCUGCACAUUCCAGUCUGCUACACACGCAGAAACAGACACAUGCACAUGCUUUAACAGACUGGAGAACAGAAGGACACUGCUGAAUGAAGAAAGAAGGACAGACCAAACAGAAUGAAGGAUCAACUAUGAAAUCUCCAGCACUUUUUAUUCUGUAGCUCCAAGAGAGGGAUUCUCUCUCACUUAUCUUCCAGGCUGCACUGUGUACUGUGUACUUAAGACACUAUUGGCAUUGUUUUUCCUUUAUUCCACUGCUUUUGUUGUUUUGUAAUAAUUGUCCAACACUCAGAAACUCACAUGUUGGGAUGUAAAUGGAACAAGCAAAAUUUUUAUUGCAAGGAUGUGUUUUUUACACUUCUGAUUAGUGUUUUGAAACUUGUUCUAUGGGCUACCAGUUACUCCCUAACACUUCUUUUUGCAUCUCAUGAAGUGGACUAUGAUGAUGAAAUACUUUGUUACCAUGACAAUCUGUGGGGGCUUGUUUCUCCUCACCUGUGCUGAGUGCCUACACCUCCAUACAACUGCACUGGAGGUGUAACUUUUCAGUUGUGGCACCACUGUUCUGGCUAAAGAAAUGAAAUGAUGUGUGGAUAAACAGCUUUUAAUUUA